AUGUCGUCAACUCUUAUCGCAGUCCUUCUUGGCACUCUUUCAAUGGCGUCGGCAGCAAUCGUACCGACGAGCAACAGGACAACCAUUAUCGAGAGAGAUGUUGUCAUUCUAGGCGGAGGUGCUUCUGGAGCUCACGCAGCCGUGAGACUCCGCGAAGAUAAUAAUAAGACAAUUGUUAUCGUAGAGAAACAGAACCGGAUCGGUGGUCAUGUGGCAACGUUCACGGAUCCCGGGACAGGAAAUCCAUACGACUUUGGCGUGAACUCAUACACAGAUUACGGCGGCGCCCGUGACUUCUUCGCCCGCUUCAAUAUUCCGGUGCAGACUCCUGUGAGACAGGCAUUGACGACUACGUAUGCCAACUUCAAGACAGGAAAGACCACCAACUAUUCCCUGCCGGCCUCUGCGGACGCUACAGCUGCCCUGAAGGCUUAUCUCGAGCAAUGCGAGAAGUACGAAUCGUAUAUUCUUCCCUCCUACGCAAACUUCCCAGACCCGACCGUUGGGGUUCCUGAAGACCUUACCCUGAAGUUCUCCGACUUCGUCGAGAAGCAUAAUCUGCAGGCUGCUGUUCCUCGCAUCUUUCAGAUCACCGGCCUAGGAUUGGGCAACAUCGCCGACCAGACUACCUUGUAUGUCAUGCAGAGCUUCGGCGCACCCAUCACUCGGUCGUUCUUGGGCACGGUUGGCUCCUUCGUGCCUGUAUCCAGGCGUAACCAAGACAUCUACGAUGCUAUUGCGAACCUCCUCGGCGACGAUGUCCUUUAUUCAUCCACAGCUAUCCAGACUUCCCGUACCGAAGAUGGCGUGGAGGCUCUUGUCCGUGGUCCCGACAGCGAGCAAACACUCAUUCGAGCCAAGAAACUCCUCAUCUCUUUUGAGCCUACACUUGCCAACUUCGAUGGCAUUGAUAUCAGCGAUGAGGAGACAACCGUCUUCUCAAAGUGGGAGUGGACUACUGUUCACGCCGGCAUCGUCUCUAACCCUUCCCUGCCUAUCAGCUAUUCCCUCACGAACAACGUUCCCACCAAUUGGAUCUCCCUUCCCGAAACUCCCUUCGUUGGUCGCUUCGACUACCUCGGCGAUGACAACUUCCGUGUGCUCAUUACCGGCUCCUCCGAUUACGACAGUACUCAGGCGCAAGCGCUGGUCAGGAAGUCCCUCCAAUUGCUAGCUGACGCGGGCACGAUCCCGAACCUCGGCACCGAGCAGCUCAAUGUGAAGGCCUGGGCUAAUCAUGGUGCCGUGAGUUUGCGCGUUUCUGGCGCUGAGCUGGCAGCUGGCCAUAUUACCGAGCAGUACGCUCUUCAGGGUCAGAGAAACACAUACUACACGGGAGCUGCAUGGUCUGCGCAAUUCACCACUAUUUUGUGGGAGUAUAACAACCAGUACCUCUUACCAAAGCUGCUGGCAGAGCUUUGA
Molecule: messenger RNA, 1422 nt
Organism: Colletotrichum fioriniae
Lineage: Eukaryota; Fungi; Ascomycota; Sordariomycetes; Glomerellales; Glomerellaceae
Molecular function (GO): oxidoreductase activity
Source: RefSeq, a predicted model, not a curated record